GCAAUGUGCGACUCAGGUUUUGUUUCUUAACCGAAUUCUAAUUUCCAUUCUAGCUAAGGAACAAUGGCUGUUUCGAACUUUUCCAAAGUUUUCGGGUAAGGCUCGUGUAAACAAGGCGGCUGAGGCACCUGCCCCACCACACACCAUUCAGGCUCGGGGCAAGUGUGAUCUCGAAAUUGGACCUCACAUAUUUCCGGAUACCGUAUUUUACGAAGUUCAUUAUCUUCCAAUGCAGCCGUCCAUUUCGCCUUAUCCGCAUCAGGGUAACCCACCGUCCUGGCAAGCAACGACGCCGUACAGUGCAUCACAGGUUUCCUACAGUCAAGCUUCCGCAAGUAUGAACCGCCAAGCGGUUCAGACUACAGGGGCUGCCGCAACCGUUGAAAAGUCGACAUCUCCAUUAAUAUCCUCGCUUACAACCGUGACGACCAUUACUCCUGCCUUAAUCAACCAGGUCAAUUCUGCUGCUUCAUCCAAUCCCAUACUAUCAAAUUUACUUCAGUUGGCUGCGGCAGGCCGCGCUAGCCCCGACCAACUAAAAACACUUGGACUUCUUAUCCAGUCAUUGGCUGCGGCGGUUGAUACGCCGUUUCCAUCCACGUCUUACCUCCCCGCGCAACAAGUCAAUCCAGGUAUACCCGCGACAACCAGUCUCCCGGGAUCAUAUCAUCCCACGACUUCGGCAUCUCCUCUCAAAGAAUUUGAUGUUGUCGUUGAGUUUCGUGAGACACCAUCCGAAAAGUGGAUUUUACCUCGCGUUCCAGCCACUUGCGACAAAGCGCAAGAUAACGACGACAUGGUUAUCAACAUUCGCGUGCCUUUCGACAAACCACAAGAGCCACAUGCCUCGGAGAGUUCGCACCAGCCGGAUGCUGUUCAAAUUCCCAUUCCCCAAAUAGCUAGUUUACGUUUGAAGAAGGCUCCAGCGACCAUUUGGAACACAAUUUCGAGAUGGAUUGGUGGUGAAGAGAAGAUCAAAGCGAAUCGCAAGAUACUGGAUGAACUGCAGUCGACGAAUCGCGCCUUCCUCGGUUAUCAGCUGCCUCUUGGGGCCCUGCUCACUCAGCUGCAGACGAUCUCCCUCCAACAAUUCGCCAUGAAACCACUGAAGCAUGGUCCGUCAACGAUACCUGCCCGUGCUCCCCGCCAGAAGCGCACAUAUACACAGCGCAAGACAGGCGUCGAUGGCAAGCUGCAACGCAAGGCCUCGACCUCAAACAGUAUUGACACCUCCGAUACUCGCAAACGGCCACGCCUUUCUCAGUCAGGCUCACACAAUAGUCAAAUACGAUGCAUUUCGUGCAGCCAAACCGACGUUCCUCUCAUUUUGGGCGGACGUUUUUGUCGGCCUUGCGUUGACAAUGGGAAAGCGAUUGGAACAACCGUAAUUUCUUCGGGUGCGCCAGGCACUUCACCUUUACCAACCUCUUCAAGCAUUGUAGUUCCCUCAGAAGAGCCGGUUUCUAGCUUAGCUUGACUAUACGUUAAGUAGGAAAAUGCGCAAGCCAGGGUUGACGGCACGGAAUUGCGUAAGUGUCGAGUAGCGUAUAUAAAUCCUGCGGUAAUACAUACACCAAAAUUACAAAUACUCA
Laccaria bicolor S238N-H82 is the source of this 1592-nucleotide messenger RNA. RefSeq lists its product as uncharacterized. The transcript has 4 exons. Lineage: Eukaryota; Fungi; Basidiomycota; Agaricomycetes; Agaricales; Hydnangiaceae. The record is from RefSeq and is a predicted model, not a curated record. Bases 230 to 1477 code for a protein of 415 amino acids.